AUGUGUGCUGACCUGACCAGGGUCAUCGAGGCUGGUGACAUCCAGGCGGCCUCCAUCUACGCUGCCGCCCUAGCUCAUCAGCAGGGAGGGCUGAAGAUACAGCCCUCUGAGAGGAGCUACGCAGACACAGAGGUUAGCUUGGCUGUAGUGGUCGAGGAUUCUUCAUCUUCCUGUUGUGUCACGGUGAAAGUCCUCCCCCACACAACCAUUGCAAUACUCAAGCAGCAGAUAUUCCUGGAGUAUGGCUUCCAUCCGCGGGUGCAGCGCUGGGUCAUCGGCCACUGUCUGUGUGCCGAGCAGCGCUCUCUGGCAUCAUAUGGGGUGCGCAGGGAUGGAGACACGGCCUUCCUGUACCUCCUCUCCGCCCGCCUCACAUGGCAGCUGCUCCAGCAGGACCAGGAGAGUACCCUCCUCACCCGCGCUCCCCCACCUCACAUGGCAGCUGCUCCAGCAGGACCAGGAGAGUACCCUCCUCACCCGCGCUCCCCCACCUCACGGGCCCCCCAGCAACUGCCCCACAUCCCAGGACUGGAGGGGUUACAGCACCCUGCCACUCAGACUGAGCCACAGCAGCAAGGGUGAGACUGCUAAACACAAACAAGCAUACACCACUGACAUAAGGACCCAUUGUUGGCACCCUCCUGUCCAAGCGUUGUUCCUGUCCCUGUAGGUUCAAAUGGAACAGGGCCAAAUGGAGCAGGGGCAGAGAGGCUGAACAUCAGUGAAAUCAAAGACCUCAUCAACCUGGAGAUGCCACAACUCAAUGAUGCACUUAGUCCCAAGAAAAUAAA
Salvelinus fontinalis (brook trout) is the source of this 791-nucleotide messenger RNA. RefSeq names its product ranBP-type and C3HC4-type zinc finger-containing protein 1-like. The record is from RefSeq and is a predicted model, not a curated record. The transcript is spliced from 3 exons. Gene Ontology annotation, cellular component: LUBAC complex. Lineage: Eukaryota; Metazoa; Chordata; Actinopteri; Salmoniformes; Salmonidae. Gene Ontology annotation, molecular function: ubiquitin-protein transferase activity; ubiquitin binding. Gene Ontology annotation, biological process: positive regulation of canonical NF-kappaB signal transduction; protein linear polyubiquitination; proteasome-mediated ubiquitin-dependent protein catabolic process. The coding region runs from base 1 to 582 and encodes 193 amino acids.